AUGGCUUGCCUGCUCGGUUCAGCCUCGCUGGUUGCCGCUGCUCCUGCAGAAAUUCCAUUGACUGAAUGCCGCUCUAUGAAAACCGAUUUCAUGAAGGCGAGUAAAGGUUGGAUUGCCGAAAACAGCGCGCAAGAUACGUACAGUAUCACCUCCAAUGGUCUUGAAAUGCGCUUGGUUCCACCAAGUCAGUACGUGCGCUUGCAUGACAGUAAUUCCAAUAUGCCUUAUAAUAAAUACGAAGGUCGUGGUCCCACAUUUAACGUGUCAACACUGAUGCGUUACGGUCGUUUCUCUGCCACCAUGCGAUCAGCACCUGUUGGUGGCGCUAUUACUGCAUUUAUUGUGCUGGCUGACGAUGGUGAUGAAAUUGACUUUGAAAUCUUGGGCGGCGAUCCCCAUCAUUUGCAAACCAACUUUUUCUAUGGCAAGCGUCCGCUGUAUACCGUGAACGGUGGUCUUCACGAAGUGCCUGGCGAGGCGGUAUAUGAUGCUUUUCACACGUAUACGGUCGAUUGGCGUCCUGAACGCAUUGAAUGGCUCGUUGACGAUAAAGUGAUUCGCACCGUGCAAAAGAAGGAUACUUGUGAUGCUAAUGAAUGCAGAUAUCCCAGUAGCCCAGGUCGAAUUCAACUUGGUUUAUGGGACGGAAGUUUCGAGGCUGGUACUGCGGAAUGGUCUCAUGGCCCCAUUGAUUGGAGCCAACAUCAUUCGAUUUCUUCUUACAUCAAGAGCGUAGAAGUCGAUUGCGACCCUCAGUAUAACAAGGUCAUCUCUUAA
This is a messenger RNA of Radiomyces spectabilis, 777 nucleotides long. Its product is annotated as concanavalin A-like lectin/glucanase domain-containing protein. Gene Ontology annotation, biological process: carbohydrate metabolic process; fungal-type cell wall organization. NCBI's taxonomy places the organism in Eukaryota, Fungi, Mucoromycota, Mucoromycetes, Mucorales, Radiomycetaceae. Gene Ontology annotation, molecular function: glycosyltransferase activity; hydrolase activity, hydrolyzing O-glycosyl compounds. The transcript is spliced from 5 exons. The record is from RefSeq and is a predicted model, not a curated record. The coding region runs from base 1 to 777 and encodes 258 amino acids. Gene Ontology annotation, cellular component: fungal-type cell wall.